This is a messenger RNA of Selaginella moellendorffii, 1791 nucleotides long. RefSeq names its product signal recognition particle 54 kDa protein, chloroplastic. The coding region runs from base 67 to 1710 and encodes 547 amino acids. Gene Ontology annotation, molecular function: 7S RNA binding; ATP hydrolysis activity; GTPase activity. Lineage: Eukaryota; Viridiplantae; Streptophyta; Lycopodiopsida; Selaginellales; Selaginellaceae. Gene Ontology annotation, cellular component: signal recognition particle. The record is from RefSeq and is a predicted model, not a curated record. Gene Ontology annotation, biological process: SRP-dependent cotranslational protein targeting to membrane. The transcript is spliced from 15 exons.
UGUCACGUCACUACCAUUCAAAUUGCGGAUAAUGGAACAUUUGGAGCUAGGGCUCUUUCUUGCUCGAUGACGGCCCCGGCGCUGGCGGCAUCUCAAUGGCGCUGUUUCGCGUGUGGAUCUAAGCUCGGCGCGGCAAAUGCGGAGUUUGUAUCGCCGCAAUUCCUGAGGCUCUCGGCGGCGCCCAGGAGGUGGAUUUCGAUCAAGAAGAGCUGCGGGCGUGGGGGAUUGGCGAUUCGUGCGGCCGUUUUUGAUCAGCUCUCGACGAGCUUGGAGAAAGUAUGGACAAAGCUCCAAGGAGAAGAAACGCUAACCAGCGAGAAUAUGAAAGAGCCAUUGCAGGAUAUCCGUCGAGCCCUGCUCGAAGCAGAUGUGAGCUUGCCAGUGGUUCGAAAACUCGUGGGCUCUAUCGCGGAGAAAGCUGUUGGCACAGGCGUUAUACGUGGAGUGAGGCCGGACCAGCAGCUUGUCAAGGUUGUGUAUGACGAGCUCAUAUCUCUCAUGGGUGGCCAAGCGGCACACAUUGAGUUUUCUGGAACGCCUCCCACCGUGAUUCUUAUGGCUGGGCUUCAAGGUGUGGGAAAAACCACCGCUUGCGGGAAACUGGCGCUUUACAUGAAGAAAAAGGGAAAGAGCUGCAUGCUUGUGGCUACAGACAUUUACAGGCCUGCUGCAAUUGAGCAACUGAUCACUCUAGGAAAACAGGUUGAGGUUCCUGUGUUCGAGGCAGGGACUGAGCUAAGUCCUGUAGAGAUUGCGAAAAGAGGUCUGAAAGAAGCAAAGGAGAAAGGAACAGACGUUCUUAUUGUGGAUACUGCUGGACGCCUUCAGGUUGAUGCCACAAUGAUGGACGAACUAAAGCAAAUGAAAAAAGUCCUUAAUCCAAACGAGGUGCUACUGGUUGUCGAUGCCAUGACGGGCCAGGAGGCUGCUGCUCUGGUAUCUGCUUUCAAUUUGGAAGUGGGAAUCACUGGAGCUAUAAUGACAAAGGUCGAUGGGGAUUCGAGGGGUGGAGCCGCGUUAAGCGUGCGAGAGGUUUCUGGAAAGCCCAUCAAAUUCGUUGGAGAAGGUGAGGGUAUGAACGCUCUGGAGCUCUUUUAUCCCGAUCGUAUGGCUAGUCGAAUUCUGGGCAUGGGAGAUGUACUGUCGUUUGUAGAGAAGGCCCAAGAAUCGAUGGUGAAAGAAGAUGCCGAAGAUAUGCAAAAGAAGAUUAUGGAAGCCAAAUACGAUUUCAAUGACUACUUGAAACAGCUGAACGCACUAGCCCGUAUGGGAUCAAUGGGGGGAGUUUUGAAACUCAUACCUGGGAUGAACAAGGUCACUCCACAGCAAAUCCGUGAAGCUGAAAGGAGCUUGAGUAUAGCAGAAGCAAUGAUAAACGCCAUGACUCCUGAGGAAAGAGAAGAUCCAGAGCUUCUUGCCAAGUCGCCCGUUAGAAGAAAAAGAGUUGCCACGGAAUCUGGUAGAACGGAAGCACAGGUUGGCCAGCUUAUAUCUCAACUAUACCAAAUGCGUGCUCAAAUGAAGAACUUGGCAGCAAAAAUGCAGGACGGAAAGAUGCCAGGACUGGAAGACCUCGAGGAGCUAAGCAAAGGAGCGAAGCUUCCACCCGGCACAGCAAGAAGGAAGAAAGGCAAAUCCGAGCUCCAGAAGCAAUUGUCUGCCAUUGGAAAUAAGCAGUCGGCUCCCAAGGGAUUUGGAUCGAAAAACUAGUCAACACUCAACUAGGACAAAGUAAGAACUGGAAGCAUUACUUUGUAGAGUCUUAUCACUAUUAACCAGAAUUACUUUGUA